AUGCAUCAUUUUGAAACGGCAGUUUGCACAACUGCAUCCCAGUAUGGUCCAGCCCUCAAUGCAGUCAAUUUAAGUUUAAGUGAUAUGGAGGAAGAGGAAUUAAACCUCUUUUAUGUCAUAGAAGCUAUCAAUGAUGGUGAACUGAAAUUUAGCAAAUUACCAUUAUUUAAAAUUCCCCCUCUUUUCAAAAACUGUACUGUCGAAGAAAUAAGAGAAGAACUGAAAGAGUUCGGCGUUAACAACGUUCUGAAUAUUAAAAUAACAAAAAAUGGUCAAAGAAUUGAUACAAAUACAUUCAUCAUUUCAUUCCAAACUACUAAAUUGCCAAAGUCAAAGCCAACAUAUGUAGAAAUAGUCAAAGGUAAAAAAAUGAUUGACAUAGGUAUUCAAUGUGAUAUUAUUAACAUUCCACUGAAAAGCAACAAAGUAAAGACAAGAGAAAUUGAGCAGAAUCUAAAUAGAGAUAUAAACAAAACAAAUAUUUGCAGUGAUAAGUCAAGUUGCAUGGACCCAAUUGAGGUUUAUGAUUUUGGUGAUGCCGGUGCAAGUGAUGAAGAUAAAUGGGAACGCAAUGCUACAAAAAUAAACAGAACUAAGCAAUAUACUAGAGGCAACUAUAAUUCAAAACAAAAUAAAUGA
Helobdella robusta is the source of this 639-nucleotide messenger RNA. RefSeq lists its product as hypothetical. Lineage: Eukaryota; Metazoa; Annelida; Clitellata; Rhynchobdellida; Glossiphoniidae. The record is from RefSeq and is a predicted model, not a curated record. Bases 1 to 639 code for a protein of 212 amino acids. The transcript has 4 exons.